Molecule: messenger RNA, 3100 nt
Organism: Carya illinoinensis
Lineage: Eukaryota; Viridiplantae; Streptophyta; Magnoliopsida; Fagales; Juglandaceae
Product: proline-rich receptor-like protein kinase PERK9
Exons: 9
Coding region: 561-2798 (745 amino acids)
Biological process (GO): protein phosphorylation
Molecular function (GO): protein kinase activity; ATP binding
Source: RefSeq, a predicted model, not a curated record
UAAUAAAUAAUGCGAGAAUGAUUUGUAGCGACUUUAUUCAAUGGUUCAUAUGUGAAUAGAGAUUCUACUGUUUCUUUGGGUCGCUAUCCUUGAUUUGAGACCCCACAAUCUGUCUCCGUGUCGUGCCGUCCGUUUAUCCAUGCAGGAGAGGGACAGAGAGAGGUUUUGAAGGUUGAAGAUUGACCGCGAAUUAAAGCAAAAUGCAGUUAGGAAUUCAAUAGCUGAAGAGAUAAUAGACUUCUGACAUUCUGGAAAGAAAGUAAUAGGCCGACUGGUUUUGCUUUUAGAAGUGAUUGGUAAUCGGACUUGUGCUCAAAACCUAGCCAGACAUGUUGGGUUUUGCAGUGGACGAGGUUUAUGAGCUGAGAGUGGAGAGUGCGUGGUCUUUGGGGUCUGGUUGGUAAAAGUUCGGUGAUUUGAAAAUUUCUUCAAGUUAUGAAACUCGGGUUUGGCGUAAGAUUGGAAAUUAAUCGCUGAGGUUGGAUCAAAGUUUAGCUUUUGAGUGAGAAUUAAGUGGAUUUUGUGAAUUCAUGAACGAUUUCGAAAUACGAGAGAUUUAGAUGGCAAGCACAGUGCCAUCUCCGGAUUCAUCUCCCUCUACCGUGCCACCACCUUCUACCACUAUAUCUCCUUCCACCAGUUCUCCACCGCCCCCCACCACUUCGUCACCAUCACAACCAUCCUCCAGCACUAGUCCACCCCCACAAACUGCUUCUCCUCCAGUCCCCACUACAACUUCCCCACCUUCUCAGAACACUGCUGAUCCACCGGACCCUAACCCUUCACCUUCACCCCCUCCGCUCACAGCAUCACCCCAACGGGCCCCACCACCCCCAGCUCCUCGGACUUCACCCCCAUUGGCACCUACAUCACCUCCUCCUCCUCCUCCUCAAUCUGAUCCACCUACAUCAUCAUCCCCACCUUCUGAGACUUCACCUCCAUUGGCACCUAAAACAUCACCUCCUCCUCCUCCUCCUCCUGCUCCUCAAUCUGAUCCACCUCCAUCAAGUCCCACUUCUCCACCACCACCAACACCAUCAAGUCCUCCAAAAAGUUCUCCUCCACCACCUGAAGAACCUAGCCCCCCAAUCUCACCUCCUCCUUCAUCAGCACCACCGGUGAAGUCACCUCCACCACCAUCAAAGCCCCCUCAAAAUCCACCACCACCACCACCACCACCAUCAAAGCCCCCUCAAAAUCCACCACCACCACCACCACCAUCCAGGCCACCCAAAAAUUCACCUCCGCCACCAGCAUCAAGACCCUCGGGUAAUGCACCUCCACCGGCUGGGCUUACUCCUCCUCCAACCGUUUCUGAUCAAACUCCUCCAUCGAGUUCUCGUCCAAAAUCAUCACCCCCACCACCCACGGCACCACCUCCUCUUGCAUUUGUUUCUUCCCCAUCUCCUGUUAACAGUCCAAUCCCACCAUCAAAUGAUUCAGAGACUAACAGUACUAGUCCUAAUGGAGUGGAAAAAUCAAACUCCACUGGUAGUGGAAGCAUUAGUACCACUGGCAUAGUGGCUAUUGGUGUAGCGGUGGGAAUCAUAGUGCUUAGUCUCAUUGGAGUGGCUGUCUGGUGCAUGAGGAAGAAAAGAAAACAAUAUUCCGGACUUGGCGGCUAUAUCGUGCCAUCCCCUCUGGUCUCCUCUGCAAAAUCAGAUUCAACCAUUACAAAGACACAUUCUUCAGCUCCCCUUGUACAAAGUGGUUCAGGCAGCGAUUUUGUGUAUUCUCCCCCAGAACCAGGUGGAUUAGGCAAUUCAAGGUUAUGGUUUACAUAUGAAGAACUAUUCAAGGCCACAAAUGGGUUUUCAAAUCAGAAUCUACUGGGUGAAGGUGGAUUUGGUUCUGUGUAUAAAGGAAACCUACCAGACGGGAGGGAGGUAGCAGUAAAACAGCUAAAAAUUGGUGGGGGACAGGGUGAGCGAGAAUUUAAGGCUGAAGUUGAGACUAUCAGUCGGAUACACCACCGUCAUUUGGUUUCAUUAGUUGGCUACUGCAUUUCUGAGAAACGAAGGCUGCUUGUCUAUGACUAUGUUCCAAACAAUACCCUUUAUUUCCAUCUUCAUGAUGAAGGCAGGCCGGCUCUGGACUGGGCAACGCGUAUUAAGGUUGCUGCUGGUGCAGCUCGUGGAAUCGCAUAUCUCCAUGAGGAUUGUCAUCCUCGUAUUAUUCACAGGGAUAUUAAGUCAUCAAAUAUCCUUUUAAAUAACAAUUUCGAAGCUCAGGUUUCAGACUUUGGGCUUGCCAAAUUAGCUCUUGAUGCAGACACACAUAUAACCACCCGUGUCAUGGGAACUUUUGGAUAUAUGGCCCCUGAAUAUGCGUCAAGUGGAAAACUGACUGAUAAAUCUGAUGUAUACUCCUUUGGAGUUGUGCUGCUGGAACUCAUUACUGGAAGGAAGCCUGUGGACACAGCCCAACCCUUGGGAGAUGAGAGUCUAGUUGAAUGGGCCCGACCUUUGCUAAGUCAUGCACUUGAUAAUGAGGAAUUUACAGAUUUGGCAGAUCCAAGGCUCAACAUGAACUAUGUUGAGAGUGAAAUGUUCCAUAUGAUUGAGGUAGCUGCUGCUUGUGUACGACAUUCAGCUACCAAGAGGCCACGAAUGGGACAGGUGGUUAGAGCCUUUGAUGGUUUUGCUACUUCCGAUCUAACCAACGGAAUGAGAGUGGGGGAAAGUGAGGUAUUUAACUCUGCACAACAGUCUGCGGAAAUUAGAUUGUUCCAGAGAAUGGCAUUUGGCAGUCAAAAUUACAGUACAGAUUUUUUUAGCCAGAGUAGCCUGGAUAGUUAAGAGGAUGUGGUAAAUAUUGAGAGGGAUUAUAAAAUUAAACCAGGAGGGCUUGCCAAGCCGGGUUGGAGGCUUGUUCAAGUUUAUUUAAUUGGAGUCUGGCUCAACCGAGAGAGUGUACUUAUCGCCCAUCAAUCAAUAGACAUCAUCAGCUGUAGAGACUGAAACCCCUUGAUUCUUGAAGCUAGGUUCUUUUUUAGCUCCAAUACGUAUGAGGCUUUUGUACUUCUGUAUUUUUUGUAUGAUCAGAGAUGGAAAUCUGUUUCCACGGUUAGUGUUAAUAAAGCUAUUUUUCAGUUUUCUCA